Messenger RNA from Theileria equi strain WA, 483 nucleotides. RefSeq lists its product as hypothetical. NCBI's taxonomy places the organism in Eukaryota, Apicomplexa, Aconoidasida, Piroplasmida, Theileriidae. The transcript has a single exon. Bases 1 to 483 code for a protein of 160 amino acids. The record is from RefSeq and is a predicted model, not a curated record.
AUGGAAGAUAUCAAUGAAACAAAUGGGUAUUCUUACUAUGCCCAGAGUUACAUCAUUGAUUACUACUCUUCCCUACAGGACAAGGGGAAUUCCCAGCAUGAAGAUGCAGACAGCAACAAUACAGGAUUUCUUCAAACUCCUGACUACUCAGUGCUAGGCUUUAAUCCAUACUCGAAUAAUAGUUGGUAUGGAGAUCAUGCAAGCAGAGAAUUUGCACAAACACUUCAACCACCCUUUGAGGGUAUAAUCUCCAUGAACAAUUUUUCAGAGACUGGAAACAACUCAUUCAACUACCAACACAGAGACAUAUAUAGAGGUUAUAAUACGCACAUAAGCUUUGUGGACCAUAUGGAUAUUGCUGCAAAUCAGUAUGGCUAUGUUCAGGGUCAACCAGUCAAACAAUCGCAUAAAGAUCAAAGUUGUUUCAAACCAGUUUUCUCCAAAGGAAGCAGGAAAAAAGGUAUAAGGAAUGUAGGUUUAUAA